GUACUUCAAAAUUGUCUUGCAAGCGAUUUUGAAAUUAUACAAACAUGUGAUGAAAGAACCGAGCAAUUCCACUCCUCCCGAGAUAAGUAAUAGUCGAAGAUUUUAUCCAUAUUUUAAGGAUUGUAUCGGAGCAAUAGAUGGAACUCAUGUACGUGCAUCGGUUCCUCUUGAAAUUCAAGGAAGAUUUCGUGGUCGGAAGGAUGGAACAACGCAAAAUGUAUUAGCUGCUGUUACAUUUGAUUUGAGAUUUUCUUAUGUAUUAGCUGGUUGGGAGGGCACUGCACAUGAUUCACGUGUUUUAGCUGAUGCACUUUCUAAACCGGAUGGAUUGAACAUUCCUAGAGGAAAAUAUUAUCUUGCUGAUGCUGGUUAUGGAAUCCAAAAUGGCAUUAUCUCUCCCUAUCGCGGUGUUAGAUACCAUUUGAAGGAGUUCGGUGAUCGCGCACCUGAAAAUGAGAAGGAACUAUUCAAUCUGCGCCAUUCAUCUCUAAGAACUACCGUCGAAAGAGCGUUUGGAGUCUUAAAGAAGCGUUUUCGAGUUUUGGAUUCUGAACCUUUUUGGUCAUUUGGAACACAGGUCGAUGUUGUCUUAGCAUGUUGUAUCAUGCACAAUUUUAUUAUGGGAUUUGAUCCCAACGACUCUAUCAUGGAAGAGAUGAAUAGGCAAGUGGAAUCUCAAAGAGAAAAUGCAAGAGUCCAACUUUCUCAAAGAGAGGAAAAAGAGGAAAAUAGGAUAUGGACAGCAAAAAGGGAUAGGAUUGCGCAUGCAAUGUGGAUUAAUUAUCAAAAUAUGAGAAGAAGCCAAUAG
Messenger RNA from Rhodamnia argentea, 808 nucleotides. RefSeq names its product protein ALP1-like. Bases 50 to 808 code for a protein of 252 amino acids. The transcript has 3 exons. Lineage: Eukaryota; Viridiplantae; Streptophyta; Magnoliopsida; Myrtales; Myrtaceae. The record is from RefSeq and is a predicted model, not a curated record.